CGGCUGAAUCAUCCCACACUGGCUGCAGCUGUCCUCUUAGUCUAUCUCUCCAUCAUCCAGGCCUGCCUUAGCACAUUGAUCUGCCGCUUCACAUUAGCUACAUUAGCUGCAGCCUCCCCUGUGUGAGUCAGUCUCGCAGGACACAGACAGCAGGCUGAGCAGCGGCCAUUCGGAUGGGUACCGUACCCACUUCACUGAAGCACUGUUUGAGCCAUGAGCAACUCAUCCAGGACUACCCAUGGCUGACACGCUGGCUGCAGGAGGAGAAGACAAUCACAGGUCAUGAGUAUCCAGAGUUUGUUAAAAUUGUUGAGGUUGGGCCCAGGGACGGGCUGCAGAAUGAGAAGGAAAUUGUCCCAACAGAGAUGAAAAUCCAGCUGAUAGACAUGCUGUCACAAACGGGCCUGCCUGUUAUCGAGGCCACCAGCUUUGUCUCUUCAAAGUGGGUGCCGCAGAUGGCAGACCACAGUGAUGUUCUUAGGGGAAUUCAGAGAGCACCGCAUGUUCAGUACCCUGUUCUGACACCUAACAUGCAAGGUUUCCAGGAUGCUGUUGCAGCUGGCGCUACUGAGGUGGCGGUGUUUGGGUCAGCAUCUGAAACCUUCAGUAAAAAAAACAUCAACUGCUCUAUUAAUGAAAGCAUGCUCAGGUUUGAGGAAGUCGUCAACAUGGCCAAAAAGCGACACAUACCAGUUCGUGGGUAUGUUUCUUGUGCUCUGGGAUGUCCACAUGAAGGACACAUUGAACCCUCCAAAGUUGCUGAGGUGGCAAAGAGGUUAUAUGAAAUGGGGUGUUGCGAGAUUUCCCUGGGGGAUACCAUUGGUGUCGGUACUCCAGGCUCCAUGUUUCAGAUGCUGCAGACUGUGAUGAAGGAGGUGCCCACCAAAGCUCUCGCAGUUCACUGCCAUGACACCUACGGACAAGCACUGCCCAACAUCUUAACUGCUCUUCAGAUGGGGGUCUGUGUGGUGGACUCCGCAGUGGCCGGCCUGGGAGGCUGCCCGUAUGCUCAGGGUUCGUCUGGCAACGUAUCAACAGAGGAUGUUCUCUACAUGCUCCACGGCAUGGGUAUUGAAACAGGGGUGAACCUUGCCAAAGUAAUAGAGGCCGGUGAGUUUAUCUGCAGCACUUUAUGCCGCAAGACAAACUCCAAGGUUGCUCAGGCCAGAGGUAGAACACUGUGAUGCCGUGAUGUGUUUCAGUGAAGAUGAAGCGCUUCCCCGUUGUUGCUGCCUUUUAAAACGUGUCGUCAAUGCUGAAGUGCUCUCUUGCUUCCUUUGUGUGAACUUCGCAAGGUCUCUUAAGCGAUACUCAACCAUCAUUAUGAGAUUUCUACAUCUGUGUUAAAACUACUCCUUUUAGUUUCUGCUACUUGCUGAACUGCAUUAAUUGACACCACGUUUCAUUUGAAGGCUUUUCAGUUUUUCCUUCACUGACAUUCAGACUAAAUCACUUUACAAGAGGCUCUGGGGAGAUGAUUUGCUGUAAUAUGUGCCACAUGAUUGUUUUCUCUCUCCCCCAUUUAAAAAACUUCAUCUGUCUCUCCUGUCUGUUUUUAUGCUUUUCUGUUUGCGUAACAGAACAACAGAAAAUUGAACUAUAAAUAUCUAUGUAUUUUAAUCUGAAACAAGAUGAUUAAAAAAAAUGAAAACCA
Molecule: messenger RNA, 1654 nt
Organism: Solea solea (common sole)
Lineage: Eukaryota; Metazoa; Chordata; Actinopteri; Pleuronectiformes; Soleidae
Gene: hmgcll1
Product: 3-hydroxymethyl-3-methylglutaryl-CoA lyase-like 1
Exons: 9
Coding region: 174-1184 (336 amino acids)
Biological process (GO): ketone body biosynthetic process; L-leucine catabolic process
Molecular function (GO): hydroxymethylglutaryl-CoA lyase activity
Source: RefSeq, a predicted model, not a curated record